Molecule: messenger RNA, 670 nt
Organism: Cokeromyces recurvatus
Lineage: Eukaryota; Fungi; Mucoromycota; Mucoromycetes; Mucorales; Mucoraceae
Product: 60S ribosomal protein L18ae
Exons: 5
Coding region: 1-588 (195 amino acids)
Biological process (GO): translation
Cellular component (GO): ribosome; cytosolic large ribosomal subunit
Molecular function (GO): structural constituent of ribosome
Source: RefSeq, a predicted model, not a curated record
AUGGAUGGAUUUAUAGUUACUACAUUUCUUGAUUAUAAUUUAGCAUUUGUUCACAAUUUCAACAUUCAUUUAAACGAAUAUCAGGUGAUUGGCCGUAAGCUCCCUUCAGCUCAGGAGCCUACUCCCAAGCUUUUCCGUAUGAGAAUCUUUGCCCCUAAUGACGUUGUUGCCAAGUCUCGUUUCUGGUACUUCUUGAAGAAGCUCCGUAAGGUUAAGAAGGCUGCUGGUGAAAUUGUUUCUUUGAACAAGAUCUCCGAGAAGCGUCCUGAACAAAUCAAGAACUUUGGUAUCUGGAUCCGUUAUGAUUCUCGCUCCGGUACUCACAACAUGUACAAGGAAUACCGUGCCUUGCGUCGUGUUGAUGCUGUUGAACAAUGCUAUCAAGAUAUGGCUGCUCGUCACCGCGCUCGUUUCAGAUCUGUUCAAAUCAUUCGUGUUGCUGAAAUUAAGGAUGCUGAUGUUCGUCGUCAAUACAUUAAGCAACUCUUGACUCCUAAGCUUUCUUUCCCCUUGCCUCACCGUCUUGCCAACGUCGACAAGAAGCAUCGUGCUCUCUUCAUUGCCAAGAGACCCACUACCUUCUAUUAAAAAUAGUGCAUAUUCUCUCUUUAUUUUCUUAAUAUAAAGAAAAACACUAGUUUCUUUUGAAAAAAAAACAAAGAGCAAAUAU